AUGGCUGGACCAGCAUAUUCAGAAGAAAUGCAGAGUACAUCAUUUACGAUUAGUCAGGAAGAUGUUUUAGAACAAUUGAAGUGCCUAACUUCUGAAAAUGUUUUCAAUUCUUCAAUGUCACCUGGUAAUCUAACUAAUGAAGAAGUAGAAAAUGAAAUGGGGACAAAUGCAGCUAUUCUGAAGUCUGAAAUUACAGUUCUGAAAAAGAAUGCAAGUUGUAAUUCUUCUGAAGACACAAAUAAGCAAAACUCCCCUUUAAAUUCAGAAACAUGUAAAUAUACCAUAAAAUUUAAAAGAAUAGGUGAUAAGACUAUAAAAAUAUGGGAAUGUGGAAUAUGUGGCAGAGAAUUUCAACAUCAGUACACAUUAAUGAGACAUUUUCCAAUUCAUACUGGUGAGAGAAAAUUCAAAUGUGAAGAUUGUGGAAAAGCGUUUCGGCAAAAAAGUACUUUGUCUCAACAUCAAGUUAUUCACAGUGAAGCUCGUCCUUAUGUAUGUGCGUUGUGUAAAAAGACUUUCAACAGAGCAUCAACUCUGAAAUCACAUCAUGUGACCCAUAGUGAACAAAAGCCACAUAAAUGUCCUGUCUGUGGAAAAGGCUUCCAUCAGAAAGGCAAUCUAAGAAAUCAUAUUUUUAUACAUACAGAGGAGAGGCCAUAUAAAUGUAACACUUGUGGAAAAGGUUUCAAUCAGAUGUCUAAUUUAAUCAGCCAUAAGCAGCAUACUCACAGGAAUGCAAAUUUGUAUGUAUGCAGUUACUGUCACAAAGAAUUUCCCCGCAAAUAUGUACUUAGAGCACAUGAAGAAUAUAUACAUGGAAUCAAUUACAAAGGAGAUAUAUAUUUAGAUAAAAUGAGAAAUAAUGCAGAAAAUGAUUUAAAAUCUUCUGCAGCUGAAUAUUCCCCUGAAAGUAGUAUAGCAACCAAGAACAACUUUACCACCUGUGAACAUAAACCUAUAAUAACAGACAUCAAUUGUGAAAAUGAAAAUAAACCGUCUAUUUUAAUUAAUCCUGUGAAUACACAAGCCAUGUUAAGUGCCAAACGAGAAGGUCGAACAUCAAUUGCCCUCUUGAAAACUUCCUUUGAAGAGUCUGUUUUGGUAAAAGUUGUUGAUACGUUAGAUAUGAAGCAAAUGUUGGUUCCAGCUUCAGCCAAUGAUCUCAAAUCCGCUGGUGCCAUAACAACUGUUAAAAGCUUCAAUAUGGAAAACAACAGGUCUGGCAUAACAAAUGCAAUUCAGAUUAAAGUUCCAAUUGUUGCUACAAUUGUUCAGAAAUCAACUGCAGAUGGACAAGCAUUAAUUGAAGUGGAAAAUCCCCAUUUUGAUCAAGAAUCUAAUUGUAACCCUAAACACAUCUUGCAAAAAAAAGAUAAUAAAUAUUCUGCUUCAUUGUUUAUCAAUCAAUAUGAUCUUCAGACAACUCAAUCACCAUCUGCAAACAGUCAGGUCAGCUACUCAGCAGAUUCUAAACAUCAGGAAAAUGUAGAAUAA
Gryllus bimaculatus (two-spotted cricket) is the source of this 1494-nucleotide messenger RNA. Lineage: Eukaryota; Metazoa; Arthropoda; Insecta; Orthoptera; Gryllidae. The record is from the annotation of a GenBank genome assembly.